Molecule: messenger RNA, 5474 nt
Organism: Pogonomyrmex barbatus (red harvester ant)
Lineage: Eukaryota; Metazoa; Arthropoda; Insecta; Hymenoptera; Formicidae
Source: RefSeq, a predicted model, not a curated record
ACAGUGCACUUUUGAUCAUGUUUAAGUUCAGUUCGUUUUUGGAGACAUCAGUACAUAGAGCAUGAUAACAUCAAUUAAGAAUGUGAUCAACAUGUACGAAAGAGUUUUGUGCGUUUUGAUGUUACUUGUGAUCGUCCGUGCGAAGGAAAUUUCUACUGUCAAACCUGUGGAAAUUGUAAAUUUCUUAGAUUCAAGAUUAUCGACAGUUCUCUAUACAUUACCAUAUAAUGACGAAUAUCUCACAAAGGAUAACACAAAAAGAUCACUCGUUUUGUUAAAGCCGUUAUCACGAAAUGAACAUGAAAAAUCAUCAAAAGAAACAGUUCAAAAAACGAAACGAUGUGGUAUGCAAUCUCGGAAAAAUAAAUUUCUCUUAUUAUCGACAAAAGAAGAUAUCGAUAGAGCAAUAUUUAGAAAUACCGAUAAAAAUAUUAAUUUAGGAAUUCCCAAGCAAAAUUCAAAUAAUAUCAUUACGAAAAGUGCAAGAUAUUCACGGGAGAAUUCAAUUUCAAACAAGAUGAACGCUGAAACAUAUAAAGAUAAAAUACUUUUGCAAACUCUCAAGGACAAUUUGAAUGCGGAUGAUAUAACUAUGAAUUUAGAGUCUCAAAAACAGAUGAAAAAGUGUAACACAGAAAAAUAUAUUUGUCACUGCAAAGAGGAGAAUUGUUUUUCUAACUCAUCAGAAAAAAAUUCUUCAAAAAUGUUAGGUUCUUCCAGAAUAGACAAACCUGAAAGAAUAAAUCAACAGAGACUAAUAAAACAUGGAAACAUAAAAUCGGGAAUUUUACAACAAAAAUCACCGAAAUUGUAUUACGAAAAUCCUUAUAAAUCGCACGUUCCUAAUUUGGUCAAUUAUUUCUUAAUCCAACCUUAUCAAGAGAAAAUGAGGAAUAUUCAUCAUGUACCAAUUUUAUAUAGAAUACCGCCCAACAUUUUACCUCAUAUGGUUGGAAACUCAAUUUCUUCAUUUGAUGAUAAAUCAAAUUAUCUAAUUAGGAAUAACGCCCAUAAUGAAUAUCCAUCAAUUAUUCGUCAAAAUCCGUGUGUUUGUUCAUCUAUAACCGAAAAACAUCGAAUUGAAAGUUCUAGCGUGUCAACUACUUCAUCUUCGACGAAUUACGAUGAUUCGAUAAUUGCUAGAGAAACAGAAAAUGAUAUUAAAUCAAAUAAUCCAAUUGGUAGCACUGAAGAAGAUGAAAAAUAUUUUUCUAUAUUAACUACAGAAGUUCCGAAUGUAGGUGAUGCGUCAGUUGAUUUAAAAACAGAAACUAAUUUCCACUCGAACUAUUUGACUACUGACGAAUCUGAAGAAAGUAACACCGUAAAUUCUUUUAAUUUAAAUGAAAUAAUAGAUAAAGAUCUUAGAGAAGAUUUUACAGAAGAAAAAGUCGAAACAGAUCAGGAUAAUCUUUCUAAACUAACAUCUUUGGCAGAUAUUGAUACAAGCAUCGCACCGUCCAUCAUCCAUUCAAUGAAUGACGAAAAAUUUAUAAACAUGGAAGAAUGCAUACAACUAUUUGGUCGUGACGUAUGCGUACUUAGUGCGACACCGCCAAGAAUGCUUGCCAAACAGACGCAAAAGGAUAAUUCAAUCAAAUAUUCUAUGAUUACAAUUCCGGAAUAUGUUACACAACCAUCCAGAAAAGAAACAACUUUAAAUGCUAUCAACUACUUGAAUAAUCUUAAGACAAUCGACCCAUUCUUUACAGAAUCGUCCACUAGUAACAUAGAAACAUCAACUGUUAGUUUAAAUGAGUAUUUCGAGUCGACAAGUACAAAGAUAAAUGCUGAUGUUAAUAAAGAUUCUCUGCGCAAAUCUAUUAAACAAAUCUACAAGCCAGAUGUUAAUUAUGAUAAAAAUAAAUUAUUUAAUUUCGCAGAAAAUACUCCAAUCAAAAAGUUAAAGGAUCAAACAGUUGACGAAACUAUAUAUACGGAUAAAAAUAAAUUAUUAGGAAAGAGUAAAAAUCAUACAACGAAAUUAUUGUUAAAUCCAAAUAAUGAGGAAACAGCAAGUGAUGAAAAAGUGGACAAUUUAAAGAUUAAUCACGAGAAUUGUACAACAGAUAUAAAUUUCACUUUAAAUAUUCCCUCUGAAGAAGAGACAACAGUUAUUAAUGACAAUUCUGAAACCGAAUAUAAUUUUAAUGAGAAAAAUAGAAACUAUACGAAAAAAUCAGAUACGGAUAUCAAUUUAAAAAAAGAAAUUUCUCAGGAAUAUUUUAAAAAAGAACCUACAACUAUUAGUUUUGUUCCUAAAACUGACUAUGAAACAAGAAGUGAUUUAAUAGGAAUAGAAGCCAAUAUCAAUUCGAAAGAGAUGAAUGAAGGACAAACUACAAUGCAAUAUUUUGACAAUAAUAAAAUAAGUGAUAUAAGUAAUAAAAAAGAUAACAUCAGUAAUCUCGAGACGAUUGUCGAUUCAUCGAUAAGUAAAUUACCAUUUUGUGAUAAUACCUUGCUUUUAAAUUCCAUCAGAAAAGUCAUCAAUGAUUUUGCAUUGGAUGCUCGUUUAACCAAAACACAAGAUAUUGAUAAAAAUAGCCUCCAAAUGCAAGGUAAAAAUUUACUGCCAGAAAUCUUGCAAGUUCCAUAUAUGAAGAAUAUUUUGAUGAUGCCACAAAUAGAAAAAACGAUUAUAGAAAAGGUAAAAGAUGUUUUAUCCUAUGUUACAGCUAUUCCUAGAAGUGACUUCACAAACGAUUGGUCACAUGGGGUUAUUAAAAAUACUCUACAUAGCAUAUUGGAGGCUCUUUCUGAUUUUCAUCACAAGCUGCCACCGAUGACGCUCGAGGAACAUCAAUUCAAAGACGGACAAUGGAGAACCAAUUUAGUAACCUUAGCACCUGUUGUAUCAAAUCAAAAGUUGUCAACAACAACACCAGAAAAUUUGCGAGAGAGUAUUAAAAAUCUUUUGAGUUCUUCGGCAAUCGCAUCGCAAGCAGAUCAGCAUAUCGUACGAAACAUGAUUGUGCAAAGUGUGAAAAAUAGCUUGGCCAAUGAUAAAGAUGAGAAAAUAGACGAUUUGAUAACUUACGCUCUAAAUGAUCUUCUACAAUCUUUAAAAAACUCAAAAGAUAUUAAUAUAUUAAAUGACAGCAAUGAAUAUAUUAGUGAUGAAGAAGACACGGGCAUGAUUUUUUCACAAAAAAUACCAAUGUAUGAUUACGAAAUAGGAAUAAAUACUAAUGAUUCAAUCUUGAAUAGCAAAGACAAUCUUGACGUAAAAGAAGAUACAAAAGUGGACAAUAAAACAAUGCAAAUCACAGAUUAUCAGGAAACUAAGACAUUAGAAAACAACGUCAAUGUAUUAAUUACUUCAGAAUCCCCAUAUUUAUCAUCAUUAUACAAAGAAAAAGAAGAAAAAAUCAUAAAUAAAGCCGUUGCUAAGACAGAAGAAAAUCAAAAUUUAAAUGAGAUGAAGAAAACAAACAUGCAAGAUGAUGUAGAAAAGAAAUUAACUGCGCCCAAAAUAAUUUAUCAUAAAGCUAUUUUACAGAAUAAUCCUAGCAUGUUAGCAACUUCUGAACUAAAAUCAGAAAAUGAAGAAUAUAUAAAAAAUCAUUCCAUCAAUAAUGAAGCUGUUAAAAUUACACCAACAACUACAAAUUUUAUGCAAGAAACUUCACCCAAUUACGAACAAAUGUCGAAUGGUAUAAUUUUAGAAAAUGUGGUAGAAAUUAAGGAUAGUAAAGAAAAACAUAUAUUAAAUGAAAAAACAUCGACUACUUCUUCACUCGAUGAAAUUGAUCCAAUAAUAAUAUUAGAAAGAAUUAAAUCUAAUUUGCCACCAACAAAGUAUUACUCACCGGAGAUUAUAAAAUACGUAACAGAUUAUCAUACUAAUAAUAAAAAUGUUGAAAUUACAACAGUACCUACAAAUUUUAUACAAGAAAUUUCAUCCAAUUAUGCACAGAUAUCAGAUGACCUGAUUUCAAAAAAUAUAGCAGAAACUAAAGAUGAAAGAGGCGAAAUGGAAUCUCCAUUGAUUUCUACAGUUGGCAAUUUAAUUUCAUCUACAAAUAUAGAGUAUAGAGAUUAUGAGCCUGAAACUAUUUCUUUAAUAGAUAAAAAUAAUGUAAAAUCGCCACAACAGAAUUUCACGGAAAAUAACGUCAUUAAAAUACACGAAGUCACUACGGAGGUUCAACGAACUUAUGCGAAAACUACUUACUUCAAGACAGAACCUUCUACUUACGAUAAUUCAAGAAUUAAUUCUUCUUCAUUAAUUUAUAAAAUUACAGAUAUAAAUAAUAAUGAUAAUGAGAACAAAAAUAAUAAUAGCGACAAUAUAGUUGACAAUAGAACGAAUAAUAGUAAUAAUGUUGCAAAAGCAAAAGAAAGAAUUGUUUCUUCUUCUAAAUCAUCUGUAGAUGAUAGCUAUUCUUCUCAAUCAUUUCCAUCAUCAAUUACUUCCAACGAUAUUUCGGAACUUCAAAAAUCACGACUUUAUUACAUCAAUGACGACGUAAAAUUACCAUUGGAAAUAAGAAAAUUGAAAGAUGGUUCUUAUGCAUUAUCAAUAUCCAAAAAUAUAUGUGAAUUUAUUUUAAAACGAAAAUGUCCCUGCUGCGUGCCGCUGCAGGGAUAUAUAGUUCAAUUAAAAAAUCAAUACGAAGAGAUAAAUACAAUGAUUUCAACAACUAUGGAAAAAACAAAUCAAGAGGAUAUGUACGAAAAUGAUAUUAAAAAAGAUUAUCGAUCGAUUCAACCACUUAAUUUAAUUAAAAGUUCAAUGAUUACGAAGAAAAAUGACUUAACAACACAAAAAGAAGAAGAUACGAGCACGCAUAAUUUAUGGAAGCGAAAUAUGAAUGAUGAUAAUUUAGCGAUUAUUUCGAUGCCAGUCGUUGAUUUUGUAAAAAAAUACAAUUUAUCGCUCGAUUUCAAUGAAGAUGAACACAAUCAAUCAGAAGAAAGAACUUUUAAUAAUUAUGAAAAGAUCGGAAAAGAUAGAUUAUUGGGUAAAGAUGGCAAUGCAGUUGAUGAGUUUCAAAAUUUGAUAAAAGUUCGAGAAAAAAAAAACUCUCCAACAACAAGUUUUCCAAUAUUUCCAAUUACUCAAAAAUUUUUCGAUUUGGGCAAGAAUUUUAUAGAAAUUAGACUACGAAAGGCAAAUACAGAAAUGAAUCCAUUUGGAAUAGAUCAAGAAUUAAAACUAGGUAAUGUCAAAACUACAAACGACGUUUCAAAUAUGAACAUUGUACGGAAAAUGAAUUUUAAAAAUCAAGAUAUUACACAAGAUAUUACACAAGAAAACAUUUCUCGCAAAGAGGAAAAUAAACAGCAUGGAAUGACAGAAUUGAUUAAUCAUAAAAAAAAUGUUCCAGAAAUUGAAGUUCAUAAGGAAAAUGUUGGAAGGCCGUAUAGAUAUCAACGAAAUACAAAUGGUGUUGUAAAUCAAAGAGCAGAAUUAGUAAAAUCUAUGCUUUAUUGGCUUAAAGGUCUCUUCGUAAAUAAAUGAAUAGUGA